Poeciliopsis prolifica (blackstripe livebearer) is the source of this 1018-nucleotide messenger RNA. It is a transcript of the gene adcyap1b, whose product is annotated as adenylate cyclase activating polypeptide 1b. Gene Ontology annotation, molecular function: peptide hormone receptor binding; neuropeptide hormone activity; pituitary adenylate cyclase activating polypeptide activity. Gene Ontology annotation, biological process: positive regulation of GTPase activity; neuron projection development; neuropeptide signaling pathway. The record is from RefSeq and is a predicted model, not a curated record. Bases 308 to 835 code for a protein of 175 amino acids. Gene Ontology annotation, cellular component: extracellular region; neuron projection; perikaryon. The transcript is spliced from 5 exons. NCBI's taxonomy places the organism in Eukaryota, Metazoa, Chordata, Actinopteri, Cyprinodontiformes, Poeciliidae.
AAUCAGCAGCGCAGGACAAAAGUUUGGAGCAGCGCUAUGUAGAAGAACACCCAGCGCAGAGUCUUUUUUUGUUUGCGACCAGGCUGCGUCCCUUUCAAUUUCACUGUGUCUGUUAAAGUGAGACGGGCUGCACUAAAGAGUGGGGGAGAUCAACAUAAGGAGACCCAACGGAGGCGCUUGAGCCAGGAAAGAAGUGCUGUGAGGAAGAAACACCGUGUCUCAAACUCUCACACACGCACAAACAACAAAGCCUCGCCCGGAUCACAGCCUACACAACACAGCGCUACACCUGCUUUCCUGCUCUAGCAUGGCCAGUUCGAGUAAAGCCACUUUAAUCUUGCUCAUCUACGGAAUCUUAAUGCACUACAGCGCCUUCUGUACACCUAUAGGACUAAGUUACCCUAAGAUCAGACUUGAAAACGACGCGUUUGAUGAGGAUGGCAACUCUCUAUCCGACAUGGGCUUUGACAGCGACCAGCUUGCUAUACGAAGCCCCCCAUCUCUAAACGACGAUGCGUACAGCCUGUACUACCCACCAGAAAAAAGACCAGAAAGGCAUGCUGAGGAAGAAUUAGAUAGAGCCUUGAGGGAGAUCCUGGGUCAGUUAACAGCGAGACAUUAUCUGCAUUCUCUGAUGACUGUUCGUGCAGGUGACGACAACAGCAUGGAGGAAGAGUCAGAGCCCCUGUCCAAAAGACACUCAGAUGGGAUCUUCACCGACAGCUACAGCCGCUAUAGAAAGCAGAUGGCCGUGCAGAAAUACCUGGCAGCGGUUCUGGGUAGAAGGUACAGACAGAGAGUUAGGAACAAAGGACGCCGGCUCGCCUAUUUGUAGCUCCGUUAAAAGAAAGAAAAAAGAAAGAAAAAGCGCCCAAAACUGCCCUCCUGUGUAUAUACAUCCAGUCGUUAACUCAAAGUCAUUCAGAUAUACCUGACCAACCAGUGGAUUGCGCCUGUGUUCUUUCAACAUGUAUUUAUGUAUGAAGUAAAGCCAUUAAAAUGAAUAUUUUAUUAAUAA